Molecule: messenger RNA, 1113 nt
Organism: Parasteatoda tepidariorum (common house spider)
Lineage: Eukaryota; Metazoa; Arthropoda; Arachnida; Araneae; Theridiidae
Molecular function (GO): nucleic acid binding; RNA-DNA hybrid ribonuclease activity
Source: RefSeq, a predicted model, not a curated record
AUGAACGAAAAACUUAAAUCAAUCCAAAGGAUCCCUCUACUUACCAUCACCAAGGCGUACUCGAGAGUUAGCUCUGAAGCUGUACAGAUACUAGCUGGCAUUGUCCCAAUUCACCUAAAGAUCCUCGAGGACAUUAUUAUCAAAAAGAUGAGAUGGGGUUGGAGGACGGAUGAUUUGGUUCAUGUUUUUCCAGAGUGCUCCACACAGAAUAUUAAUUUUGAUACUCCAGCCCCACUGCACCCAUCUAAGUAUCGCUCCUUGCUCUGGGGGUAUGAUUGCACAAAAGAUCAGGGUUUGGAGAUUGUCACCGACGGCUCUAGGAUGGAGACUGGCAACGAUAACACCAUCAGAACUGCUUUUGCAUUCGUUGUCUAUUUUAACAGAGUAGAAACACAUCAGGUCUCCACUAGGGUCGAAGAUAACACUAACAUCUUUAUUGCUGAACUGGCCAUCAAAUCGGCGCUGCAAUGGCUUCAAAACAACAACAUUACGGAGGCAACAAUUUAUUCAGACUCUCUUUCAUCGCUACAGGCCCUGGAUGACCCACAGCCCACAUCAGACAUUAUUGAAACGACAAAACUGCUCUGGAAACAAAAUAUGAAAUUAAACUGGGUUAAGGAGCAUGUGGGCAUCCAGGGUAACGAAGAAGCUGACGAAGCAGCCAAGAUGGCCAUUGGGUUAGACACGGUGGAACUCCAAGGGCUGAGGACCCCGAAACAGGUUAAGAGUAAACUGAGGGAUAGUAUCAUUAUUAGAUGGGCUGAGGAGUGGAGGAACUGUCCAAAAGGGAGGCAAAUCUAUGAUCUCAUUAAAACACCAUCAACUAAAAGGUUACUUACAAACUUUUACCUAAAUCAAUUCAUUACUGGCCACGGAGUGUUCGGAGUGUAUCAAAAAAGGUUUUUCAACAAAAGUGGUAUCUGUCAAUAUUGCACGGAAGAACAAACCAUUCACCACCUACUUUUUGAUUGUGCACGCUUCCGGGCACUCCGAGGGGAUAUCUUUACUAAUAAAACUGAGCAUCAGAUCUUCUCAAGUAAUGACUGCAAAAAUAUCGUCAAGGAAAUCAUUAGGGUCACACUAGAAGAUCUACUAAAAAUUAAUCAGGUCUAG